AAAUCUUUGCGCCUGUGAGUUCCCGAUUGUAUUGGACUGGCAAACAAAAUGGCUCUUCGAAACCUUUGUAAACUUCAAGUAAACUGUAAUUACUUGUCGCCUUUGCGUAUUUCGACGCAGACACGGACCCAUGUCAGCUCGAUCAACCGUUCCCUUUUCGCACCGCAAAGUUGUAACUUUGGUAGUUCGUCUCGACUUUCAUGUCUUGGAGUAGCCCAGCAGAUGGGUGAAAGUUCUGAGCAAGCCAACUUGAAACCAAAAACAGGAAUAAUGCUUCUGAAUAUGGGUGGCCCAGAGACAACAAAUGAGGUUCAUGAUUUUCUCUUGCGACUUUUUUCUGAUCGUGACCUUAUGGUUUUACCUGCUCAAAGUAAGAUGGCUCAAUGGAUUGCUAGGAGAAGAACCCCUAAAAUCCAGGAACAGUAUCAAAAGAUCGGUGGUGGCUCUCCUAUCAAAAUGUGGACAGAAAAGCAAGGAGAGGGAAUGAUAAAACUGCUUGAUGACAUGUGCCCUGAUUCAGCUCCUCACAAGUUUUACAUUGGAUUCCGUUAUGUGAAACCUUUAACCGAGGACACUUUGGAUCAGAUGGAAAGUGAUGGAAUAGAAAGAGCUGUGGCAUUCACUCAGUAUCCUCAGUACUCCUGUUCUACCACUGGAAGCAGUUUAAAUGCAAUCUACAGACAUUACAAGCAAAAGGGAGAAAAGCCUGGAAUCAAAUGGAGUGUCAUAGACAGAUGGCCUACUCAUCCAGGGCUUGUUCAGGCCUUUGCAGAAAAUGUCCGAGCUGAGUUAGCAAAGUUUCCUGCUGAUGUUCAGAAUGAAGUGGUUAUUCUGUUUUCUGCACACUCUCUUCCAAUGAAGGUUGUGGAUAGAGGUGACCCAUAUCCUCAAGAAGUUGCUGCUACAGUACAGAGGGUGAUGGAAUCAUUGAACUACUCCCAUCCAUACAGACUUGUUUGGCAGUCAAAGGUAGGUCCCAUGCCAUGGUUGGGUCCUCAGACAGAAGAUUCCAUUAAGGGCCUCGCAAAGAAAGGGAAAAAGAACAUCCUUCUGGUUCCCAUCGCUUUCACCUCUGACCAUAUUGAGACACUUCAUGAGCUGGAUAUAGAGUAUGCAGAGGAGGUGGCACACGAGGUUGGUAUCGAGAAUAUCCGAAGAGCAGCUUCACUGAAUGAUAGUCCAACUUUUAUCAAGGCGAUGGCUGAUGUCGUAAAAGCUCAUUUGGAUUCAGGAGUCAAUUGUUCUCGCCAGCUUCCUCUUCGUUGCCCGAUGUGUGUGAAUCCUACCUGUGGCUUAGCCAAAGAAUUUUUCCUCAACCGCACGUUGUAAACUGCGCUCAAAGAUAAAGGAAAGGGCUAUAAAAUUGCUUAAACAACGCAAAUGUUACGUUGAUUCCAACUAGACUCUCGAUCUGAACUUGAAGCCUAAGGUUAAUUCGAAAUAUCUUCAUCCAGUUUCAACAAUGCAUGGAUCCCUUUCACUUAGGGAAGCUAGCUCCGGUUUUAAGUUUUAUAUCUGGCCUUUAUUUGAGGGCCCAGUUUUUCACAGGCUGAUAACAUAUCCAGCGGAUAAACCGCUAUCCAGCGGAUAAAUCGCUAUCCAGUGGAUAAAUCGCUAUCCAGCGGAUAAAUCGCUAUCCAACGGAUUUAGCUAAACGAACUUCGCUAUCCACUGCAUAGUCAUAGAGAUUUAUCCGAUGGAUAGCGUUUUGUACCCUUCAAACAGCCGGAUUUGAUUCCCAAUAAUUUUUGUUGAAACCGUUUGUAACCCCCAGUAUCCUCAACCCUGUUUGUGGUGUUAGUAAUUAAGGGAAAUCCUGGUCAAAUUUCGUCACAAGUUUUCGUUGGCUUAAAUCCUGAUGCUUGUACGCGAAGGAAUUUUGAGGAAAACCAAUACAAAUUAGAAGUGUGCUGAUUACGAAACUUGUCAUUUCACAAUCUUCUCUUCACGGUAUGUGAUUAGGUAGCCUUUUUUCAUGAAUCAAUUUGAAGAACAAAUGAAUACCAUGAAUACCAAGUGCAGCUGUAGAUUAGCUAUUGGAUUGUUUACUCCGUUGAUAUGUUUUGUUUGACAAGUGAAAGCAUUAUUCUGUCGUUUGUGCUGUUUCAGAUUUUAUUGCCUAGGUCCUUUAUCUUUGAGUUGCCGCCGGGGCGGCUGCCUUUUAUGCCAGGCUCAAAACCAAGAAAUUUAGACAUCAGAAUAGGAGAAUUAUUUUAGAAACAAGAAAUAAUAUGCUCGAAAUAAAAGGCAUAUGAAACGAA
Molecule: messenger RNA, 2261 nt
Organism: Pocillopora verrucosa
Lineage: Eukaryota; Metazoa; Cnidaria; Anthozoa; Scleractinia; Pocilloporidae
Product: ferrochelatase, mitochondrial-like
Biological process (GO): heme biosynthetic process
Cellular component (GO): mitochondrion
Molecular function (GO): protoporphyrin ferrochelatase activity
Source: RefSeq, a predicted model, not a curated record